AUGAAGGUUGAGAAAGCCAUAGCGAACAAGAGUAAGAAGGAACAUGUAGCUUAUGUCGAUUUGGAAGACAAUAACUUGGCAUCAGAUGUCGAAUACAACCAUGUCGAUGAGAUGGAGGUUGAUGUGGCUGAAUUAAAACCAGGGGCCCCAUAUGUGUGUAAGUUGCUUACACUUGCAAAUGGGAAGAACCCUUCUGAGCCUGGGAAAAAUGAUAAAUUGCCUAAGAGGACAUAUACCUUUGACGUAACCAAAUGCGAUGAAAUCUUUGAUUUGUUGGUUGCAAAUGGCCAAGUACUGGUGCCACUAGGCGUAGAAGUACCACUAUUAGAACAAAAGAGGAAACGAGGCAGGUUAAAGUUUGCAAAAGGCAAAAUUCAAAUGAAGAUCGACUUUGACCCAUUACAAGUCGGAGACACCAGCUAUGAAGAGCUUGUGGCGAUCAAUAUGGUCGAAAUUACUGAGGAUUUCAAGGAUAUUGAAAAUCAGAUUGAAGAUGUGUACCCAAAGGCUGGUGAAGGGCGUGUGGAAAUCCUCCACAAGUGCAAGGCUGAAGACUCAGAGGUAAUGUUGUAUCCUCGAUGCAACACGGUAUUUGAUAAGAAAGCUGCAAAGAAAGUCGAAUUCGCCCAGCAGGAAAAAAAGUAG
Messenger RNA from Lathyrus oleraceus (garden pea), 645 nucleotides. RefSeq lists its product as uncharacterized. The transcript has 2 exons. Bases 1 to 645 code for a protein of 214 amino acids. The record is from RefSeq and is a predicted model, not a curated record. NCBI's taxonomy places the organism in Eukaryota, Viridiplantae, Streptophyta, Magnoliopsida, Fabales, Fabaceae.